UCGCCCCCCCCCACCCUCGAUUGGCUGACCUGUUCGACCCCCGGGCGACGCGUGGAGUUUGUGUCCCGUCAAGAUGGCGGCCCCCACAGCGGGACGGCGCUGUCUGCUCGUGCUCGCGGCGCGGCGCGCAGUCUCUCUGCCGCGGCGGACGCUCCUGUCAGCUGCCUACACGGACCCGGCACGAUGGGAGGAGACUCGCAAGCCAGAGCCACAAAGCCUAGUGAAGCUGGCCAAGCUGAUGGAUGGACUCCAUGACUCAAAGUUGCCUGUCAGCUCCCUAAGUAUUGCAAGGUUUGUUGACAACAUUUCAUCACGUGAGGAAGUGGAUCAGGCGGAAUACUACCUGUACAAGUUUCGGCACAGCGAGAACUCUUUGUGUCUUCGGGAAUGGACAAUUCACAACUGGCUGCGCAAGUGCCUCCAGUACGGAGCCAAGGACAAGGCGCUGUACACGAUUCAGAACAAGGUGCAGUAUGGGAUUUUCCCUGACCCCUAUGGGUUCAACCUCCUCCUGGACACAUACAUCAAGGCAGACGAUUUCAAAGGCGCCGCUCAGGUGGCCGUGGAGGUGAUGCUGCAGGAGGCUUUUGACUGGACGUCCACACAGCUGCUGGCAUUGCACGCCCUGCACGGCUUCUUGAGUGGUCAGCCCGACGUGUCGUGGCAAGAGGACCGGAACAUCGGUGCAGCCCUGCUCCUGGCCGGGCAGGCUCAGAACACCACGGCCGGAUACAGCUCCCAGCUCAUGGGCUCCGCCAAAAUCGGCAAGGUGGAGCUGAUGAAGGGACUGCGGGCCGUGUUUACCCGCAUGCCGCUCAUCUGGACCCCGGGAUAUCUGGACAGGGGCAUCGACAUCAUGGACAAAGUUCUGCAGAGCCCCGGUGCUGUGCAGCUGACGACGGACUCGGUGGAGGCCAUGGCAGCGGUGCUAGAGGAGCUUGAGAAGCUCACGGAGGAGGGGGCAGACGCCGCACAGGAAGAGGAUGCCGACGACAAGGAGGGGGGGAGAGGUGACGUGCAGGUUCCACAGCCGGCGCAGCUAGAAGCGGAGGACGCGAGGGAAGCGGAGGAAAGGCGCAGGGCGGUGCUCCCCGCCCUGCGCCAGCGAUUCCAGGCGGCACGCGCGGAGUUGGAGCGUAGCGGGCGGCUGUCGUCUCGCUCUGCCAAGGACGAGGUGCUGGCUCAGGCGCAGGAGCUGCUGCCAGCACUCGAGCGGCAGGAGGUGGCAGAAUUCGGAGAGCAGGUGGCCUUGUGGGAGAAGCAACGGGAGGAGCUGGCGCUGCUAGAGGCCACGGCGCAGGAGCGAGCCAGGGAGCGGCAGCUGCUGGAGGAGAAGCUGCAGAGCAUUAAGUUUGUUCCACCAAAGCAGCAGGUGCUGUAGAGAUGUGGCGGCCGCCGCCCACGCGCGACGCUCCCUGCCAUUUCCAGGACCACGCGCUUCCUCUGUGCGCUCGAGUCGGAGCGGAGGAGCCGGGGUGAGACUUUGCCGAGGGCCAUCGAUUUCCGGGUGUUGACGUUGGACGUCGAUAAUCGCGUGUGCGUAAAAAAAAAAAAACGACAAUGAAAAGUCGAAUCGGUGAACGGAUAAAUUGUCUCCAAUGUCAAAAUCUUUCAACAUUUUUCAUGAUGCACAAGAGAAAACAACGAGUUUGUGAAGGUGGAGGGUUGAAGAUACAACAUCCUUUUAAAAUCGAGGGCUUUUGGCAUUGGAAAAUGAAUAAUUGUGCUGUAUAUACUUUGGCACAGCCAUCACAGCGUCAUUUGGCUUCCAUCGGAGCUGUUGUGGUCUUGUGCGAGUGGUUGGUGAAACAGAAUUCUGAGAAAAUUCCUUAAAUAUGACGACAUACGCACUCACGGAUGUACAAGUAUAUAGCUACAAUUAAAAGCAGUUGGCAACAGUCCAGUCCAUAUUUAACAAUAAAGGGAUUUAUAAAAAAAAA
Messenger RNA from Petromyzon marinus (sea lamprey), 1940 nucleotides. RefSeq names its product mitochondrial ribosomal protein S27 (gene MRPS27). NCBI's taxonomy places the organism in Eukaryota, Metazoa, Chordata, Hyperoartia, Petromyzontiformes, Petromyzontidae. The record is from RefSeq and is a predicted model, not a curated record. Gene Ontology annotation, cellular component: mitochondrion.